AUGGAUGCACACGUAGCACACUAUCGUGACCCCAUUAGGGGGUCGGCUUUCGCGCUUGGAAUAGCUAAGGCUCGCAUCGUCUAUUCGCCGCCGUUUACCUUCUUGGUCGGUCCCCAACACACUAAGCUCACAGUCCAGUCGGGUCUCGCUCAGCAUGUCUCCGAACCAUUGGACCAUUUGAUGAAUGGCCAGACCCGUGAGUCCAAGCACCAUAUCGCCGUCCUGGAGGAAGAGGAUGUCGAGACCUUUGUGGCCUUUUGCGAGUACGCCUACACGGGCGACUAUACCGUGCCGCCACCCGGGUCUCGCGAGGAGGAGCAGGAGAUCCCUGUGGUCAGCAACCCCUUCGACAGUCACACGGGUGUGCCUCCCUUCGUGCCGUCGCCCCCAAACUCGGGCGGCUUCUCUGACAGAGGACGGGAUGACUGGGCCGGUGAAGAGUUUGAUCCUGGCCAAUAUCCGCAGACCGUUGAGGCAGAGGCAACAACAGGCCAGUAUGGCUUGACGACCGAAAAUCCUGAAGCGACAGGCGAGGCGCCAGAAGACCCGGCGACUGCGACAGUAGAGUCCGCCGAGCAGCAACACCCAACUGCAGAGAGUGACCCGCGGGACUUGAAUGACGAUGCGUGGGCCCCCCAAAACCAGAUCAAGACAAGCAAAAAGAACAAGAAAAACAAGAAGAAGCAGAAGGGUGGUGCAUCAGCGGAAGAUCCCGGCUCGAAUUUGACGCCCCCCACCACGCCGCCCCCCGAGAAACCGCAGGAGGGAUUUGAGGGCCAACCCCCCACUGCUGAAACCGCCGAAGUAUCAGACGAAUGGGAACGAUUGACGGGGGCACCUGGUACCGCUGAUCCCGAGGAUUCUGCACAACCCACCGACGCAGCUGCACCGGAGGACCUCGAGCAGCCCGCACCCAUACCGCCAGAAGAUGAUACCGCUGCGCACCCCCAACAAGUGGGGGAUGAAGGUGAGUGGAACGAGCAGACCCAAGAGGAGACAGGUAGGGAUGUGGAUGGGCCCACCGGACCCCCAACGAGGUCCUUCAUCGACUCGUCUUUCGUCAGACAAGAUUUCUCCAACCGACACGAGACGGGUAUCAGUCUCUGGGAUGAGUUUGCAACCAUCGACUACGUUGAUCCCCGCAAGUUCAGCACGAGACCGCCGAGCUCAUUCUCUGGCCACCUCCAGCCGAGCGGAUCGGACCUCCCGUACCUCUUGUUCCACGCCAAGCUCUACGUCUUUGCAACGCGAUAUCUGAUCCCUGCGCUGGCGCAGUUGUGCCUCCGGAAGCUGCAUCGAGACCUUGUGCACCUCGGAUUCCCCGAAUCUGCCACCGAUAGGUCCGACCCGGAGCAGAUGAUUCUGACCAACACCAAGGCUCGCAUGGUGCUCGACCUCCUCCACUAUGCAUACACCAAGACGACCCGGCUCGAGCCGAUAUCGCCCACCUCGGCCACUCAGCUGCGGUACAACGAGCUGCGAAGGCUGGUCAUUCAUUACGCCGCCUGUAAAGUGCGGGACCUUGCGGAGUUUUGUCCUCCCUUGGAAAGAGAGGUGGGUUAUACGUGGACUGGCUUUGAAAAGCCCUCUGCGCGGGGCCUACGUGGGCUCCUGGACACCACGACGGAGCUAGCGUCAGAUUUGGUGUACCGGAUGAUGUGAAGGACUUGGUGGUUUCUCGCCGCUCCUUUUUCUGUUUCCCUCCGUCCAUUUCUUCAUUUCCCUUUUUUGCACGUCGAUUCUUCCUCUCCCAAUCCUUGCUGUCCUUCUCCUUCCUCAUUGGGCGAUUUUU
Aspergillus campestris IBT 28561 is the source of this 1792-nucleotide messenger RNA. RefSeq lists its product as uncharacterized. The transcript has 2 exons. NCBI's taxonomy places the organism in Eukaryota, Fungi, Ascomycota, Eurotiomycetes, Eurotiales, Aspergillaceae. The record is from RefSeq and is a predicted model, not a curated record. Bases 1 to 1662 code for a protein of 553 amino acids.